UUGGCACCGCCCGAGGCCAGGGCUGGAGUAACUGGACUCUGGGCGGCGGGUCGCAGUCCCAGAGCUCAAGGGGCUGGCGUCGGCGCCGAGCCCAAAGCCCUGGGUGGGAGCCUGGCCGGGACGCGCGCACCAUGCCCUACGUGCUCAUCAGCACCCAGAUCCGCGUGGAGGUGGGCCCUACCAUGGUGGGCGAUGAGCACUCAGAUCCAGAGCUGAUGCAGUAUCUGGGGGCCUCAAAGAGAAGCGCCUUGGGAAACAACUUUUAUGAGUACUUUGUCAGCGAUCCUCCUCGCAUCGUCCUGGACAAACUGGAACGCAGGGGCUUCCGUGUGCUGAGCAUGACAGGGGUGGGCCAGACGCUGGUGUGGUGCCUGCACAAGGAGUGACCCUCUCCCACUGAGGAGCACACAGAGCACCCCUUUCUUGAGCGGUUGCCGUGGGCCCUGAUCCUGAGUCCCCAUUCACUCUCUUCCCAAAUUGUCAUUUUCCUUAGCCUGGCCCCACUGGGCAGUGAAUGGCCUUUUCUGAAACGUGCCUCAGCCAGGGGGAGAGGGCAGGGCCCUUGCCCUGGUGCUCCCAGCUGCCCCUCCAGCUUCUCCGCCUGGCUGAGAGCCCUGGAGGAGGCCAUGUCCUGUGGGCAGGCUGAGGGCCCCGAAAGAGCCAGGCUGUCCCUGGCCAGGAACUGGGAGCCCCCCAGGAGCAUGGCCCCAGGACUGGGCGGGAGGGUCCUGUGUAGCUAGUCCAAGCCAAUAAAGGCCUGUGAUGAGUGGUUGCCCCUCUGCUCUGCAGGCUCACUGACUCUCACCGUGCAGAGCACCUCCCUGGGGGU
Molecule: messenger RNA, 829 nt
Organism: Neomonachus schauinslandi (Hawaiian monk seal)
Lineage: Eukaryota; Metazoa; Chordata; Mammalia; Carnivora; Phocidae
Gene: GCHFR
Product: GTP cyclohydrolase I feedback regulator
Exons: 3
Coding region: 132-386 (84 amino acids)
Biological process (GO): negative regulation of biosynthetic process
Cellular component (GO): nucleus; cytoplasm
Molecular function (GO): GTP cyclohydrolase binding
Source: RefSeq, a predicted model, not a curated record